Messenger RNA from Penicillium cataractarum, 540 nucleotides. Its product is annotated as translation machinery-associated protein 16. Gene Ontology annotation, cellular component: nucleus. Bases 1 to 540 code for a protein of 179 amino acids. The record is from RefSeq and is a predicted model, not a curated record. NCBI's taxonomy places the organism in Eukaryota, Fungi, Ascomycota, Eurotiomycetes, Eurotiales, Aspergillaceae. The transcript has 3 exons.
AUGCCGAGUGUAUCCCUUUCCAAGGUGCAUAAGCACAUUUCCAAGAAGCGCGGCGCUAUGGACUCCAUGCACGAGAACAGCCGUGACGCCAGGCGUCUGCGCCGCGCAGGUUCCCGAGAGGAACGACUGUCCCACCAUGCGGGCAUGACAUUGAAAGCCCGCCAGCCAUACAUGGAGCGCAUUCAAUAUUUCCACGAUGCCGUUCAAGCUGUUGAGGAACCCUUGUCCGAUGCCCAGCUUACCGAGAUGAUCCUAAAGUGCAUCCACCGAGACGAAGAAGAAAUCGCACAACUCAAGUCUGAGCGCCGAAAAGGGCGGCCGCCGACCCGACGAGAGGAGCUUCUGUCACAGCGGACCGAAACGGAGGAGAAGGAACUCAAGACCGGUUUCUGGUUGCCCGACAUGGGAGAUGCAGAUGUACUGCACGCUCUGAAGCACUGGAACGGCAAUUGGGCUGGACUCAGCUCAGUCAAGUUCAUUCGAAUCACACACGAGGGAGUGAAGCAAGCCUCGACCUUCCCGCCCAAAGGCAUGUCAUAA